UUUUUUUUUUAAGAAAAAAUAUACAUUAAUAUACCAUAUAUUCGUUUUUUAAAAAAAAAUGACUACUGGAUUCCCUCAAAGACGUUAUUUUUAUAUCAAAUCUCGCAAAAGUAAUGCUUGUAUAGAUGUUUACAUGGGAGAAACUACUCCUGAUUCUAGUGUAAUUAUUUGGCCACAGAAAGGAAGCGAUGAUAAUGAUAAUCAGCUCUGGCGUUUUGAUGAUGGUUUUUUAAUUAAUAAGAAGUCCAAUUUAGUUAUGGAUAUUCGUGGUGGUGAUCUCAAAUCUGAUAAGCCUAUUGUUCAAUAUGAUCGUAAAAUGACCAUGGCUCAUAAUCAAAGGUGGGGUUACCGCGAUGGUUAUAUUUACUGCUUAGCUGAUCCUCGUCUUGUUUUAGAUAUUAAGGGUGGUGGAAGCAAGGAAGGUACCAAGGUUAUUUUGUAUAAGCGAAAGGAGAAUGAUAAUGAUAAUCAACAAUGGAUUAUUGAACCCUUCGGUGAACCUCUUGACCAACGUGAAACUCAGAAGCCUAUAUAUGGUGGUCGUCCAAAGGAAGAAACACCUUAUAAUCCGCCUCAAGGCGGAGGAGCUGCUGGUAUUAGUAGUAUUGGUAAUGCCUCUAGUUAUUCCCCUGCUAGUAAUCAGCAUUUCCACCAUCAAGAGUAUAAUGAUCAAUUUGCUUCUCAGUAUGGCCGUUCUAAUCAGUCACAAUACUCUCAAGAUGGUGGUAAUAAUGAUUUCUCUCGUUAUCAGUCGCACUCUAGUGGUUAUGGUAAUUAUGGUCCUCCUGAUGAUAAAAACCCUAUGUAUCGUCACUAAAAAAAAAAAAAAAAAAAAAAAAAAAAAAAAAAA
Molecule: messenger RNA, 850 nt
Organism: Cokeromyces recurvatus
Lineage: Eukaryota; Fungi; Mucoromycota; Mucoromycetes; Mucorales; Mucoraceae
Product: ricin B lectin domain-containing protein
Exons: 7
Coding region: 59-817 (252 amino acids)
Source: RefSeq, a predicted model, not a curated record